Molecule: messenger RNA, 1861 nt
Organism: Pristis pectinata (smalltooth sawfish)
Lineage: Eukaryota; Metazoa; Chordata; Chondrichthyes; Rhinopristiformes; Pristidae
Exons: 3
Coding region: 1165-1848 (227 amino acids)
Source: RefSeq, a predicted model, not a curated record
CUUAAGUCUAGUGGUAUUUGCCCUCAGGCUCUUGUAUCUUCUACCUGAUGGAAGAGAAGAGAGAAUGACCUGUCUGUGCUUGGGUGUCUUCUGAUCUGCUGAGGUCCUCUUCAAUUUGUAUAGUAAGGCCUGAAGGCAGACUUGCAGGGAUUCUAACUUUGCCGCUGUCGACUUACGUCACCAGCGCUCGCUAUUGAAGUCUGAGGCUGCGAGAGUUCCAACAGCCAAACCACUGCUCAGAGUGUUUACCAGCACAGUUCAGCAACAACUCUCUGCCAAGGGAAUUUCUGGUGGUUCCUCUGGAAAGAAGGGGAAAUAGUUCGAAGGAAGGUGACCUCUAUCUUGGCCUUGGAGAAACAAAGCAACUUGAAUUUUAUAUAUUGCCUUUCGUGCCCUCGGAAUAUCCCAAUGCGUUUUACAAUCAAUUGGGCAGCUUUGAAGUCCAGUCACUCCUUUAAUGUAGAGUUAUAGAGUUAUACACUAUGGAAACAGGCCCUUUGGCACAAAUAGUCCAUGUCGACCAUGGUGUCUUCCUGAGCUAGUCCCAUUUGCCUGCAUUUAGCCAUAUCCCUCUAAACCUUACCUGUCCAUAUGCACGUCCAGUCUUUUAAACAUUGUAAUUGUACCCGCCUCUAUCAUUUCCUCCGGCAGCUCGUUCCAUACACCCACAAAUCACAGUGUGAAAAACUUGCCUCUCAGAGCCCCUUUAAAGUUUUCCCCUCUCACCUUAAACCUAUGGCCUCAGGAUUUAGACCCACUACCCUGGGAGAAAGACUGUGACCAUCCACCUUAUCUAUGCCCCUCAGGAUUUUAUAAUCCUCUGUAAGGUCACCACUCAGUCUCCUUUACUACAGGGAAAACAGUCCCAGCCUAUCCACCCUUUGCUUAUAGCUCAAGCCCUCCAGUUCCAGCAACACCAAAUGGACCAUACGGUCCACUGAAUGGACUGUACAGCGUCCUCGAGCAAAGUUAGAGGCAGAGAGGUCUGCUUCUUAAUCAAUAACUCGUGGUGCUCAGAUGUGACAGUCCUGGCGAGUUCCUGCUCACCCAGCCUGGAACAUCUAACAGUGAAGUGUCAACCAUACUACCUGCCACUGGAGUUCACUUCAGUUAUCCUGACGGCAGUCUACAUCCCACCCCAGACGGACAUGAAGCCUGCACUCAAUGAUCUAUACUCUGUGGUCAACAACCUUGAGACAGGAUACUCUGAGGCCCUCUUCAUUAUUGCAGGCGACUUCAACCAGGCCAACCUCAAGAAUGUGUUGCCAAAGUACUACCAGCAUGUCCAGGGGCCCUAACAUCCUUGACCAUUGCUAUACAACCAUCAAAGAUGCCUUCCGAGCCACCCCUCACCCUCACUUUGGUAAAUCUGACCAACAGUCUGUGCUCCUCCUCCUCCCUGCAUACAAGCAGAAACUGAAACGGGAGGAUCCAGUACAGAGAGUUGUGCAGUGCUGGUCUGAGGAAAUAGAUGAGCUUCUAUGCGACUGUUUUGAGUCAGUGGACUGGUCCAUGUUCAAAGACUCAGCUGCCAGCCUAGAUGAGUAUAUCAGCACCAUCACAGAGUUUAUCAGCAAGUAUAUUGAGGACUGCGUACCAAAGAGGACAAUCCGGGUGUUCCCAAACCGGAAACCAUGGAUGAACUGGAAGAUACACACCCUACCAAAGUCGAGGACUGCUGCAUUCAAAUCAGAUGCUGCCUGGCCUGCUGAGUUCCUCCAGCAUCACAGUGUUUUUCAUCUCGAUUCCAGCAUCUGCAGUCCUUCGUUCCUCUCACGAAUUCUGGCCCAUUUCAGAGUUCAGGUUAUCAGAAAGAAUUUUCUUGUUAUUGCAUCAAAAAGCAAGUAAACUACAGAUGUUG